AUGGAAUUGUUAUUAUUCACAAGUCUCCUUUGUUUAACAAUUUUUCUUGGGUAUUUAUAUUUGAAACGACAGUUUUCUCCAUCAUCUGAUGAUCCACCUGGAAUGAAACCUCAAAUUUUGGUUGGAAAUCUAAUUAAUUCAGGUCUAUUGUCAGGAAAAAGAACUUUUCCUGAAAUAUUGAUUGACUAUCAACGUCGAUAUGGUGACAAAUUCAUGUUUUGGUUCGGGCCACAUCGAUGUAUAGUAUUUUGUAGACCUGAACAUGCUCAAAUUAUAUUUACAGACCGUCACAACUUCGAACAAUCACCUUUAAUUAUGCCAAAUUUUGAUUUACUUUGUCCUUAUGGAAUUUCUUUGCUAACAGGUGCUAAAUGGAAACGUCAUAUUCGAGUUAUGUUACCAAUGUUCAAGCGAGCAAAGAUGAUAACUCAUUUAGACACUAUUCUUCAAUGUACCGAUCGUCUUAUCGAUCGAAAUCUUCAUGAUGGUCAAAUACAUCGAAAUCUUAUUGUUGAAGAAGAACAAAAUCAACAAUAUGAAACAGAAAAUCGUCGACCAAAGAAUCUUAUUGCAUCGCUUGUCUCAUCAGUUAAUGAAGAUGCCAAUGAUCAAAAAAUCUCAUCAGGUUUGACACGUGCAGAAAUGCUUGAUGAAGUAUUAUUGUCAAUAAUGGCUGGAUAUGGUACUACAUCGGCAGGUCUAUCAUGA
Messenger RNA from Rotaria sp. Silwood1, 708 nucleotides. The record is from the annotation of a GenBank genome assembly. NCBI's taxonomy places the organism in Eukaryota, Metazoa, Rotifera, Eurotatoria, Philodinida, Philodinidae.